Molecule: messenger RNA, 936 nt
Organism: Aspergillus tanneri
Lineage: Eukaryota; Fungi; Ascomycota; Eurotiomycetes; Eurotiales; Aspergillaceae
Exons: 1
Coding region: 1-936 (311 amino acids)
Source: RefSeq, a predicted model, not a curated record
AUGCCAUCGGCCCCCUACUCGGAAGUGCCUCUAAACCAACCCAGACACCGGUUGUCGCUGGCAAGAAAUUCAACUCCAAAGAGCCUCAGCGGCGAAACCAACACUCAGCUCAUUGGAUUGGAAUACCAGGAAGGGACUACUCCAAAUGCUGGCAGUGAAAAUACAGGGUCUGGCUGCGGUCAUCAGCCCCAGGCCAGCCACUGUGACGUUCGGGACGCUUGCAAUAUGGGACUUACACCUAAGAACUCGAUUGGUGACCCGGCCAUGACAUCCUGGAUUUGUAAACUCUCAGAUAUUAACAUGCAGCUUCACCAACAUAAGCUGUCAAUCGCUGCUAUUGAAGUAGAGCAAGUUACAGGACAGAGGACGAGCGGCCCUGACUCUCCUCAGCGCGAUCAAAAAGUUGCGGUAGAUCGCACAUUCAAUCUCUCAUACCAAUUUACAGAAAUUCUGAUCGACAUCCUUUCUCGACCGGAUACAGGGGUUAUGACGGCCCCACUAGAAUUAGACCAAUCUUCACAACUGCUGGUAUUAUCUGGCUAUCUGUGCCUUGUCGAGUCAUAUGACCAAAUCUUGCAGCACAUCAAAACUUGGACUGAUAUCCGCUUGAAGAUGGGGGUGUCUAUUUCUGAUGAACACUUUCCCAUUCAACUACCCAGCCUAGCCAUCGGCUCCUUUCAACUACCCACCUCCUCGUCGACACGGCCACUUGUUUUGAUGUGCAUCAUUGAGGCUAUGAUCGUGCAGAUACGCGAUCAAGUGAGCGAAACGAUGAGACCUAUAAAUAAUCGCAACGGACCGACGAGAAACAGUGACGGCCAUGGACUAAGUGGCGUGACCAAAGUAACGCUAGACGCAAUCAGAGUCCAGGAAGAUUCCACCAUGAAGCUCCUACACGAGGUUUGGAGACAUGCUCUCCGAUGUGGUGUUCCUUGA